Messenger RNA from Epinephelus fuscoguttatus (brown-marbled grouper), 10248 nucleotides. It is a transcript of the gene tmem65, whose product is annotated as transmembrane protein 65. NCBI's taxonomy places the organism in Eukaryota, Metazoa, Chordata, Actinopteri, Perciformes, Serranidae. The record is from RefSeq and is a predicted model, not a curated record. Bases 382 to 1089 code for a protein of 235 amino acids. The transcript has 7 exons. Gene Ontology annotation, cellular component: mitochondrion. Gene Ontology annotation, biological process: cardiac ventricle development; regulation of cardiac conduction.
ACUUAGCUUAUUGAUUCCGACUGACUUGACAGUGUGGUUCUCAUUCGGCUUUAGCCUGAACUUCAUGUGCCAAACUCCUUACCGACGAGUCUUCACAGACCAUGUGACAGUUUGCUCGGCGGACAACACGAGAAAAAGAAAUGCUCGGCGGUUUCAAAGUUGACCCGAGUUUCAGAGAAACGGUCACCAAAAGUCGUCGGUUUCUCUCCCGCUGAGCUCGAGUCUAGCUAACGUUAAGACCGACCAAGAAACAACUUCUGCCCGAGCGGCAGCCACUGUUGGGGUGGGGAGACGACGACGGAGCUCCGCGGUCAAAGAAGCGUUAAAAACAGCGGGUUUAACAUUUAAUAGAUUCAGAGUUUAGUUAUUUAUUUUACCACAAUGCUCAAGCUUUGCCUACAGACAGCUCUUCGGUCGGCUGUACAUAAGUUACCAUCAGGACUGAGCCAGUUACCACCGGGGAGGCUGCCGGGGACUGGGCGACACACACCGAGCUGCUGGAUGGGAACACACGGGAGAAACGAGCCGAGGGAGCCGCUUAACUCCCCGAAGGGAGCCAAAGACUUUAUCUACCGCCUCCAGUCGGCGGAGAGGACGUGUUUACUAAAGGAGCUGCAGAGUUUCGAGUCCAUAGCCAUCGCUCAAGAGAAGCUGGAGCCGUUGCCGCCGACAGCAGCCCAGAUCAGAUAUGUUUUGUUCCACAACGCCAUCCCCUUUAUUGGAUUUGGUUUCCUUGAUAACGCCAUCAUGAUCGCAGCAGGAACACAGAUUGAACUUUCUAUCGGAGUCACCUUGGGGAUCUCCACCAUGGCUGCUGCAGCACUGGGGAACCUAGUUUCAGAUUUGGCAGGUCUUGGUCUUGCAGGUUAUGUGGAGGCUCUGGCUUCCAAACUGGGGAUGCAGGGUCCAGAUCUGACGCCCAAACAGGUGGACAUGUGGCAGACCAGGCUCAGCUCUCACAUGGGUAAAGCCAUUGGAGUGUCCAUCGGCUGUAUUUUGGGGAUGUUCCCGCUGCUUUUCCUGAGUGACGAUGACGAGAAGGAGAAAGAAGCACAACCCUGCAGUGACACAGCGUCACACUCUUCUUAACAAGCCACUACAGCCACACCACACCGUCAUACCUACAGACUGGAUACUGCUGAUGUCAACUAAAAAAAGAAGUAUUCACAGGGCUGGAUCUUUCUCUGUCCUCCUGCUCAGGCGGCGUUCACACUUCCUCACUCUCCAAACCCUCUCUGAAUCUGUUUGUGUUAGCUCCAUCACAACUUCAGCUCUGUGGAGUUUCUUGUGAUGCACCGAGCUGUGUUGUUUUCACACUGUCUGCUACAUGACAUGCCAUCUGUUAACUCAAUAUGUCAGUUUAGUGGGGUCUCACUCAUACAGAUUUGGCCAUUUUAGAUGCUGAUGAGGGAUCCUAUCAGUUUGGAUUCUAUUAUUGAGUCUUCUUAUUAAUCCUGUAGUUUCUGGAGUCAGUUAUAGACAUGUUUGAUAGAUUUUUGGUUAUUUAAAGUGAGACUAUGUAACUUUGCUGAACAGCAACUGAUCUAGCAACAGAUACAAUCCCAAGAUUCUCUUGAGUCAGCUGCUUUAAAGACAUCAUUAUUAGACUACAUGUGUACUGGUCAGACGUUUUCACUUUCUGUUAUGUUUGUCCGUGACGUCUUGAUAAGCAUAAGCCCUUUUUACACAGAGAUUGCAUAAUAGAGCUGCUACAAAGUCCCAUCUUCAUGCUGCCUUUGCAUUUUACACAGAACCAAAUGAUGGUGACAUCAUUCCACUCCAGUGUGUGAUUUUAGAUAGCAUGCCAGCGUCGCAGAAACAAAAAAAGUGUGACAUGUGACACAACAGCAUCGAGUUCUAGUGUAACAUACAACAUACACAUUUGUGGCACUUUAUAAACACUUUCAAUGGCAUUACAUGGCAGUAACAGUGAUUUACUGUCCCUGUUAUAUGGCGGCAGAUCUCGUCCUCUUCUCUGAGGUUAACGAGCUCCCCCACCUCAUUGUUUUCCAAAUUUGCAUUUACUUUCAGCCCGCUGUUCUUCUUUGGGUAAGCUGCUAACUGCUAUCAGCUGCUUUUUAAAUUUCCCAUGGUGGGUCACACGCAUAACAUGUUGUCAAAACAUCACACCCUUGCCGUCCAUUGUCCUGGUCUGCUGGCUGUCCUGUUUAAGGCUCAUUUAAGCUUUGGCACGUAGCAAUUUUGAAGAGUGUCGCUUGACAGAAAUUACGUAUUUUCAACAGCACAUGGACAUGAACAGUGGACAAUUUUCUUAUUUCAUGGACAUCAUCAUAUUUUGAUGUGCAGUGUGAUUGAUAGUGUUACUUCUCCCGCCACGGAGACAGUAGUGGAUGCAGAAUUCUUUUCACUGUUUUCAUUAUAUUAUAUAUUACAGAUUUAAUAAAUCUGUAUUAUUUAAACGUCUUUGCAGUCUCCUACGGUCAUAUCUCAGCUGAAUUACAGUACACUGCCUUCAAGAUCUCUGGUGGUUCUGCUCCAUAUCAACUAUGGACGAAAAGAACGCAGAGUACUGACAGAAGAGGGUCUCCAUUUACUUACAUCUCUGUAUCUAAUGUUGAGUGUGAAUGAGCCCUUUGUCCCCUGGAGUCAAGAGUGGCAGCUGUCUGACAUUCAUGCCACCAGAGGCAAAAGUAUGAAAUAUAAUCACCUGGGGGACUACUCAGUGAGCCGAAACAUGGCUGUCAGAGCUGUCCAGACACAUGAAGGACUCAUUGUCACACAAAUGAUAGAUUACUCUUGCUCCACCUUUUCUGUAGGUCACGCUGUAGAGUGCCAAUGAGAAUUUACAGCCACCUCCUUCAUGGGUAAUUCCCAGCACACAUUACACUUUGAACUUUGAGGAGCACCAAACCUCAGGUAUUUUGACCCCAUGUUGUGAAACAGUUUAAACCAACAAUGCAGUCAGACAAGUAUAAACACUAUAAAUAGAUAUUAGUUAACUAGGUUUCAACCAGAGUCAGUCUAUAAAGCUGUAAAUAUCUUCAGUUGUUUAACCUCAACUGAAAUCAGCCACCAUAUCAGCUAUUGGUCAUAUCAGAUUGAGUCUAUAGUGACAAACACCUGAGCAGGGGGUUGUUUUAUUGCUAAUGAAACCAACUUAUAACAUGUUAGAGGAAGGCUGUGUUAGUUUUUUUUUUUUUUUUUUUUCAAAAGUUAUAUGGUCUCACUUAAAAGCUUUUAGAACAUCACAUUAGUUUAAUAACUUGGCAUCACGUGAGCACCCAGAGCUGUUUCUGGAGCUGUUUUAUCUUAAACUGGGCUGAUUUCAUUAUCCUCGACUUACAGCACUCUCAAGCACAUUCUGAUUGAGUACUAUCUGACCCCUAUAAUAAAAUAUCACUUUUAUUUUUCAGUCUACUUGUCUGACAUACAAAGAGUUUCCCCAGAGUGUCAGCACAUCCUUUGCUGGCAUGGUGACGUACAGAUCUGAUCUGCUUGAUUUUGGCACUGGCCCACAUACGGGCUAGCCGUGACCGAUCCACAUUGAAAAUUGUUUCCACUAUCAGGUAUUAAUUUAUUCAGGCGCAGCCAGCAGCCCACUCAGGCUUUAGUGCCAUAGCAUCUCAUGGCUUUCAUAAGUAUGGUGCUGUGUACAGAUUUUUAAUUGGGGAAGAAGAGAGAGGCAUUUACUCUGCAGCGGUAGUUUAAGUAUCUGCAUCUAAAAACAGUUGGAUUGGCUCUAACGAAUGUACAAGCUUACUAGUGUUUUUGCCAUUCUCGCUUCGAAUAAGUUUUUUGCAUUUAUCGCCUUUUUAAACAUCUAGAUUUUUUUCCUUCCUGCUGUGGCCCAGUCUCGGGCAUUGAUAAGAGAAAUUGAUAGUGUUGAAGCUAAAUAAUUCCUGAUUAGUUUGUCACACAUGAAUGAAUAAGAUCAUUAAAUCCAUAAGUCAGUUAUUCAUUAGUCAGACCCAAUUUAUGCAAUUCCAGGCCUGUCUAGGGUGUCCAGUAUUCAGAAAUAUUUAAAUACAAUAGGUGAAAAUAACACAUUUACACUGCAUCUAAAAAACUGCUAGCCUGGUGAGACAAUCCUGAUGAUGUGAGCUCAACAUUCUGUUUUGCUCUCUGUACUUGGCACCUCCUCAGACACUUUCAGUGGGCGGGAGUACUCGCCUUGAUGGACAAACUCUCUCAGCUAAUCAGCGUAAUGAAACAUCUUCAUCACCACCGAAACAAAAUCAAGCUUUUGCCAAAUCCAGUCAGAAGGACAGAGAGAACAUCUUCUCUUGUUCUUGUGUAAUUAUUGUUAUUGACUCUAUUUCUGCAAUAACUUCACUUAUUGCUGUGUUUACUCUACUGGCGUUAGAGUUGCCACUUGUUGCCAUGGGAGCUGCCAUUACUGUUCUGCAAGCAGCAGCCUGCAUUUUAUGUGAUCAACUACAAGUCUCUGAUUGGCUUCUUGUAAACUACUGUGCAGAUCCCUGAUUGACCCUGAUUGGAUUUUAAUUUCUGGAAAGUGUUUGGGGCUGCAUCAAGUCCAGAUUGAUACAGAAAAUAAAACACAACGUUGCUCACGUCAUCAGGAUGGUCUCACCAGGCUAAAAAGCUGCAUUGUUUUUGCCCAAAUCUGUACAGGAAGAGCAUAAAGUAGAUGUGUCUGUAAAGGGGAGAUUCAUGGGGAUCUAUAGAAUCCCUUUUGUAUACGGAUAUCAAAAAUUGAGACAUAAAGGAACCUCUGUGAAAAUGACCAUACCAGUUUUCCCCAGCCAAAUUUAGUCUAAUUUGGAGCAUUGUUUAACACCCCUCCUGGCAAACUAGCGUGACCUGUUUAUCCGCUACGGCCUCUUAAAGCCAGCACUGUGGAGUGGAGUGGAAAAGGUUAACAGAAAACUUGACUGUCUUGUCUUUUUUUUUUUAGUUAAUUGAAGAAACAGCACAGGAACUGUAUUUGGUGGUUAUUUUUCUUCAGCAGACACUCAUGUCCACAACACUAUUUGUUUCUCAUUACUUAAAACUGAGCAGACUUUUCAGUGAUGAAUAUACAGUCACUGCACUUCUCGGCAGUCAGGGUCUCGUCCAUCUUUUACCAAAAAACCCAAACAAUGUAAAAGGAACAGAGUCCACUGCUACCUCGAUGGGAAUGUUUUGCAUGAAGAACUGCUGAGACUUUAAAUUUCCUUGUCGGAUGGUUUUGAAAAUGCUGGAAAGUCUUCACAUGUUUUGUGCGGGUUGGAGCAGGCGCUCGGUGGCAACACUCUCUACUUGGAAACUGAAGUUGCUAUUUUCAGUUUUGGGCUUUACACUACUGUUUGCUUUCCAACUUCUUUUCUGUAUCUGUGUUUUUCUGUCUGCACCAUCUUUUCCUCUUCUCCUCUCCUGACUUGGAUCCAGCCAUCUGUGUGAUUCGUUUUUUAGGUUACGCUUCAUCAGACUUGAGGCUCCAGAUGGUCGGGCUUCACCACAUAUGACCGUGCAGUCCAAAACAGUCCAUACCAGGACAAGUCUAUUUAGUAGUUUUCAGUGAUUUCUGUGACUCAAACCUCUUUCUUAAUCUUUCUCUCCCUCUCACACACUCCAGCUCUCAGCACACAUCCAAGAUGCUUCUGGUAUUCAAAUGAAUCCAGUUGAUCCUUUUCUCCUCUUCACUGCCACCAGCUGCAUCUAAAAUCACACUCUAUUGGGGGGGUAGGGGAUCGAUUCAGCAUAGUAUCACAAUAUUUUGUGUAGCAAUAUUGUAUCAAUACAUGGAUGCCAAAUAUUGAUUUUUUUAAUUAUAUAAAUGAUUAAUGUUGCAAAUACAAAUAACUUUGUUAGCCUACUAAAAAAAUAGAAUUGAUUGUUUUUUAGUCCACUAGAUUCAAUUGGCAGCAGUAAAAAUGACUGAAGUGACAACUUCCUUUAAAAAUGUAUCUUAUCAGAUAAAACAGACGUUGACAAAUUUUACCGUUAUAACUUACAUAAUUUACAGUCGAAAAAAGGUAAUAAAACGCAUGAUAUCACAAUAUAUCAUGGCAAUGCUCAGCAUUGCAAAACAUGUAAAAUUGCAAUAUUGUUGUAUCGUGACCAAAGUAUGGUGAUAAUAUCGUACAGUGGUUCCCACCCCUAGUCCUUAUUCACAAAAACUUUGAGUGUCUGGAUUUUAGGGCUGCAACUUAAGGCCUUUGCACUCUGAGUCUGUUUUUUUUGUGUGUGUGUGAGUGUGUGUGUUUUUGUAAUCCAUCAGCGGAAAAAAAAUUGCUACGCACAGAAACCUUGCACACUGACUCCGAUGAGUUUAAUUGUUUUGCGGAAAUUCACAAUAUGUGACGAAAUUAAAAGACACAUUUCCUUUUUUGCCUCUCUUUACUUGAGUUACGUAUCUGGCUGACAUCACCCCCUCCCUGUCUUUCAUUUGGCCCCGCAGCUACAUGAAAGGGGCAGAGCUGUCCUCCCUCUCUGUCCUCCACAUUCUCAGUGUGCAGUCAACAUCCUCCUCCUCCUCCUCUUCAUCAUUAUCUACCUGAAUAUUAUUGUCUGACCUGUUAAAGUUAGCCUUGUGAGAUAUGAAAUUAUUCUGUGCAUCCUGUUCAUCUGUCUUGUGACACAUUUUUUUUUCACUGGUUCUUGGUCCAAUGUCUCUAAAGGCUCUGACAGAUGUGAAAAACGCAGAAAAUCAAACCUGUUCCGAAAAAAUUUUAAUGACAAAAGUUUCAGACUCAAAGUGCGCAAAGGUGAUUGACACAAUGUGAGGUUGCAUUUAUUUUUAGAUGUGCGUCAAUUUUGGACGAAAAGUGUGUAAAGGCCUUAACAAUUAUUUUCAUUAUCGACUAAUUUAUUGAUGAUUUUAUGAUUAAUGGACCAGUUCUUUUUUAAAAUGUCAGAAAACAAGACAUUUGUCAGAGUGAGCCCAGGUAAAUUCUUUAUAACAGCUAGGGAUGGGCAUUUUGAGUAAGUUCCACAUUUGAGUACCUGUAUUAAUUUAUUAUCUAGUACUGGAGUACUUGCCGAAAAAGAAACAACAACAACAAAAAAGUCAAACAUAAUAGUAGGGUCCAAAAUGAACACCGAGGCUAAACUGUGGUUCGGCGGAAGGGGUCCUGUCUUCGCCACACAGACUUUAGACCUUAGCUAUGAUACACAAGUUUAACAUUACAUAGCUUACACUUUACAUACAUUUAGUUUACUUUGUAGAAAUACUCCCAAACAUUACUUGUAUGCCUGGUCACCACUCUGCCUGUAACAUCAGAUCAAGCAACGUCUGACUGAAAACACUGACUGUGCAGAUUUACCUUUUUUUGCUAUAUGUAUCAGUGUAAAUAUUCAUAGACAGCAGUUACAUCACUGCGUCCUGUCCACGAAGCACUCAAAGAAACAAAGACCCUGAGGGGGGCUUCAAAGUUACUGGACUCACAUUAUUGUCUGGUUAUAUAAUUUAAGUUUUAAUUUAAGUUUUUUGUUUUUGUUUUGUUUUCCAAAAAUUUAAAUAUGUUGAAAAUAAACAUUAGCAUGAAUGCAACAUAUUAGCAGAGAUAAAUUGACCUAUUCAUAAAAAACAAGACAAAAAAACAUUAAUUUCCUGUACACAACAUUGAUAAAUGGGUAACUUCUACUCAUGAAUCCCUGUGCAAUCAUGUUAGCUAGGUAACACUAAAUCACCGUGCGGUACUGAUCCAUAAUAACGAGAUGAACUAGUCAGCUAACAGUUAUAUACUAUUGAAACAUAUUGGCCAGUCAGCUAUAUCACUAAUCCAAGUUUACAGACAUUGUUGUGAGUCACAAUAAAUUGUUAUGUAACUUUUUAAUCAAGAUACUCUGACACACCGCCCACCUCAGAAACAAACAUGAUGUAUACAGUAAAACUUGAAUUAAAAGCCUAGUCCUUAUUAAACAGCCAGUCCCUUUUACUAGCCUGGUUGGCUACACAUAUUGACAAAUAAAGAUCUGUCUCAAUUAGACGCCUGAUAUGUUUGCUAGCAGUUCAUUUUUAUAGUUCUUUGGAUGUAUAAAUCCAAAUUAUUAACCACCCAUCAAAGCUUAGGUAGUUUAGGUGGCUGUUAAGAUCGCACAUACAAAUAUAAAUGUUUAAACUUUUGUGAAUAAGGAGAUACUACACAUCUUUGCUCAGUUAGAUUCUCCACAAUUAAAUCAUUCGGUUCAUUUUACUGAAACCAUGAGCACCAGAGAAGACCGUAAUUUAUUCAGAUUUACCAACAUGACAAAAAUAAAGUGGUGACUCCCUUCCCCUGAUGAUAAAAGCAGAGUAUGUAUCAAUUCCUUAAUUACCCAUUAAGUUAUUCCUUUAGUCCGUAAGGGUCCACUGAUGAAAAGUAUCAAAAGGGUUUUUCAAAAAAAUGAAUCCAAGUCAUGAAUAUUGUUUUAACAGGAUAAAGUGGUGUUGUGUCAAUAUGCCAGGUGCCGUAAUCCUCUCCAGUGCCCUGUCUGUCGGAGCUAGAUCAAAUAAAUGAUUUAUAUGUCAUAUGAUUAUUCAAAGCCUGAUUUUUAUACAGGUAAUGUUCAUACUGGUUCAACUAAGCAAUUUGAUUGUAUUUCUUAUUUUUGCUGAGCAACAGUUUUGUAAGAAAGGAAUGAAAGGCCUGUCCCCUAUAGAUGCCUGGAACAAAUAUCGGCCUGUUAAUUUCAGUGAUUUAAGUAAAUAAUAGCCUAAGGAGUCCUUGGCCAGAAAAAUGCUGAAGACCCUUGCUCUACUUUGAAUAAAUACUGAAAUCCAAAUCAAGUACUUGAGUGUACUCAGGCCCAUCCCUAAUAAGCACCUUUUUGAUCACUAGCCUCAGACACAAACAUGUUCAAAAUUUUAGAAGCUGUACUAGUUUGCUGUUCUUGGUUGAAAUUUGACUGUCAGAAUGUCAAUUAUUUUCCUGUUGAUUGACUAAUUAACAAUCCCACAUAGCAAUACUCAUUAUCACAUUUGAUAGACGCAUAAAUUACAGCCGUGCUACACUACUGCUCACUGCUCACCAUAGAGUAGGGAUGUAUGAUAUGUUAUUGGCCUAUGAAUGAGAAAAUGCACUUAGUUAUUUUUCUGAUGAUGUCAUUUAUAUGUGAUCUUGGGGAUCUUGGGGAUUACGAAUAUUUGUACCUCAUACAAGCUUUUCAGUAAGGAGAGAAAGACUGCUGUUCAUUAGAAUUAACAAGAAAAACUUUAGGGUUAUAUUGUUACACACAAGUUUACAAUAAUUCUAUCUACUGUUUACUCUUGGGUCUGUAAAGACUCUAAACAUAUUACACAAUAUUGAAAAAAAAGCCUGUUUUCCUCUCCAAGAGUAACAUUAUUUCAUAUCAGUGCAUUUCUAUUACAGAGUUAACUAUUGAGAGUGUGUUAUAUCGGGGAAGUGAAUGAGUGACUGACAAAGUGAUUUCACACACAGUCACUGGAUCUCCAUUAAUCCUCAACUGGUUUCCUCAAGAGCAUCUCUACAUUAUCUUCUAUACAGAUCAUAAAGAGAGAACAGGAGUCAUUUUGAUGCCUUUAAAAGUUUAAAAAUUGCCAAAACUUUAGAGAAAUCUUGCAAUAAUGAUUGUGUCUUAGCUGUUAUUGAACAGAUUGUGAUGUAUUUGCUGUGGGGAGGAGAUAUGAUUGUGUGUAGAAGGAUGGGGACACAAAUCCUCAAAUCAAAAGGAAUUAAGGGCUGGAACAAAAAAAAGUUGGUAAAUCCCUGAGUUCACCCUGACGGGUGACAGAAAUGUUUGAACAAUAUUUAAUGAGUGUUUGGACUUGGCUGCACAAGGUAUUUCAGUUUGUCACUGGAUUAACUGUAAACGCCUUGAGUUAGGUCUCCCUCAUUAGAAGGGAGAUUUAUUGUGGAGGACGGGGAGCAAUAUACCAUCUGUUUGAAUCAUGUGUCAAUAAGGAGUAACUAAUUAAGUAAUAAUUCUAAAUUAUAUUAUAAGUUGUUUUCAGGAUGCUGUCUGCUACCUGAACUUUUAUGUUUUUGUAUCAUCUCAUGUUUAUAUCAUGUUUGAGAAUGUUUUUUCUAGAUGAAGUUUUUCUUCAGGCCCGUGUGGACUUUUAUUUGUUUUUAUUUCUCUCUACUCUUGACACUAUUUUGAUUAAUUUCAAUCUCUGACGAAAAAACGAGGAGAGAUUUUGAAGUAUAUGAACAAAAGUGUGUGGUUGCUGUUUGUUAGAGGAAUGCUUUCUUGUGCUGCCAUCUUGUGAACAGUCUGGAACAGCAGCAGCUGUGCACUGAAACGUAUGUGUUGUAAACCAGUGAUGUAGAAGGAUUGAUAUGCAUUUUGCAACAUAAUUUAAACUAAUAUAAUAAAUUUGGGAGUGUUUACCUCUGCAGGUGA